GCAAUGUAUCCUCCAACUGAUUUCAACAACAGCCCAUGACACGGAAUUCACAGGCAAGCGAAAUGCACUUGUGUGUGUAACGUUAGUCUACUGCAAGGAGUGCGCAUGGUAAAAAGGAGGGACCCAAGUUCUCCUCGUUUUCACUUUCCGGACUGAUGAGAGCUGCGAUAAGCCCUACUUUUUCAAUAUCAGGAGAUUAGCCUGCUGAUGGUUUGGCGAAAGAGAAUUUUCUGAUUUAGUCCUACAUUUGUGAUAUGACUCGAUUUCGUCGAACGGAGAUGUACAUGUUCACACAAUUGCUGGUCAUCCUCCUUGCAUCACCGAUCCGGUCGUAUGAGGAGAACUCAACCUGUCCAGCACUUUGUGACUGCUCUGAGUUAACGACUUACACGAUAUCCUGCGCAGACAUAGAUGUUAUCCCAACUUUUCCUGCAACCACAGAGAUAAUAUGGCUCUAUGAGACACAGCUGACAUCUGUCCCAGAAGAUGCCUUUGUCCAGCUGGUGAACAUUUCCAGGCUACAUAUAUCUGUGGAUGUUACACUGAGGAGACUGGAGAAGCACUCCUUUCACAACCUGAGGAAAAUCACUCAUAUAGAAAUACGGAACACGAGAAGUCUGACGUUCAUCGACCCUGAGGCCUUUGAGAGUCUCCCAAACUUAAACUAUUUGGGGUUAUUUAAUACUGGUCUCUUAAGCUUCCCGGGCCUGAACAAGAUUAAUUCUGAUAACAUGAACUUUAUUCUAGAACUGGCUGAUCAUCUGUACAUCACUACAAUUCCAGCCAACUCAUUCAGUGGCAUAACCAAUGAAAUGCUGACAGCGAUGCUGUACAGCAACGGCUUCACAGAAAUCCAAAGCCACGCUUUCAACGGGACCAAACUCGAUAUUGUAGACCUACACAGAAAUAAAUAUCUAACGAUGCUGGACGAGAGAAUGUUUGCUGGCACUGUCAGUGGGCCGAUGUCUCUAGACAUCUCGGAGACGAGUGUCACGUCCCUGCCGAGCAAAGGCCUGGAGUCGUUACGGGAACUCAAAGCCCAGUCUGUGGGGGCCCUCAAAAAGCUCCCUCCAAUCAAGACCUUCCGACAUCUGAUGAGUGCAGACCUGACCUAUCCCAGCCACUGCUGUGGCUUCAAGAACCUCAAGAAAAAAAAAGGAUAUCUUGAAUACCUAAUUUGCAAUAUGACCAGUCUAUAUGACCAGCACCAUAAGAGGUCUGUCGGGCCACCGCGCAUUCCAACUCUACAAGGUCACACAGACGAGGACAGUGACCCCGGCGACAGCAUCUUCAAGGACGCCGCUGAUUACCGUGAUUUUCACCUCAACCCACACUACCACGCUUAUUACUUCGGCGGGCAGCAAGACGAAGACGUUGGAUUCGGUGAGACGCUGAAAAACCCACAGGAGGACACCAGCCACUACUUUGAGAGCCGCUACGACUACGUGAUGUGUGAGGACGGCCAGGAGGUGGACUGCCACCCCGUGCCGGACGAGUUCAACCCCUGCGAGGACAUCAUGGGCUUCGGCUUCCUGCGCAUCUCUGUGUGGUUCGUCAGCCUGCUGGCCAUCAUGGGAAACCUACUGGUACUCCUGGUGCUUCUCACCAGCCACUACAAGCUCUCUGUCUCACGCUUCCUCAUGUGCCACCUGGCCUUUGCCGACCUGUGCAUGGGGAUCUACCUGCUGCUCAUCGCCUCCGUGGACCUGCACACACGCUCGGAAUACUACAACCAUGCCAUCGAUUGGCAGACAGGAUCCGGCUGUGGCCUGGCGGGCUUCUUCACCGUCUUCGCCAGCGAGCUGUCCGUCUACACGCUCACCACCAUCACGCUAGAGCGCUGGCACGCCAUCACCUUCGCCAUGCGUCUGGACCGUAAGCUGCGCCUGUCCCACGCCGCCGCCGUCAUGCUGGGUGGCUGGAUCUUAUGCCUGUUGCUGGCACUGCUCCCUCUGGUGGGCGUCAGCAGCUACCAGAAGGUCAGCAUCUGCCUGCCAAUGGACACCAAGUACCUGGUGGACCAGGUGUACAUCGUCUCGGUGCUGGUGCUCAACAUCCUGGCUUUCCUGGUGAUCUGUGCCUGCUACGUCAAGAUCUACUGCACCGUGCACAACCCCAACUACCCCUCUGCCAGCAAGGACACCAACAUCGCCAAGCGCAUGGCUGUGCUCAUCUUCACCGACUUCCUGUGCAUGGCACCCAUUUCCUUCUAUGCCAUGUCAGCUGUGCUGGACCGUCCACUCAUCACCGUGUCCAACUCCAAGAUCCUGCUGGUGCUGUUCUUUCCGCUCAACUCCUGCGCCAACCCUUUCCUCUACGCCAUCUUCACCAAGGCGUUUCGUGGCGACGUCUUCAUCCUGCUCAGCAAGGUGGGGCUCUGCGAGCGACAGGCCCAGCUGUUCCGUGGUCAGACCGUCUACUCCAAGGGCAGCAGCAGCCAGCGCAAGCAGACAGGUCCGGAAGAGAUGCCCAUCCACUUGCAGGAGUGCUCCAACCACACCUACCUGUCGCCUGUGCAGCAGGUCACCACCAAGGAGGAGAAUGAGGAGACGAGGACACAUGAAGUCUUCCUGCCGCCUGUGCAGCAGGUCACCACCAAGGAGGAGAAUGAGGAGACGAGGACACAUGAAGUCUUCCUGCCGCCUGUGCAGCAGGUCACCACCAAGGAGGAGAAUGAGGAGACGAGGACACAUGAAGUCUUCCUGCCGCCUGUGCAGCAGGUCACCACCAAGGAGGAGAAUGAGGAGACGAGGACACAUGAAGUCUUCCUGCCGCCUGUGCAGCAGGUCACCACCAAGGAGGAGAAUGAGGAGACGAGGACACAUGAAGCCUUGCGGGACUUAAGGAUGUAGGAGUAGAAUGACAAUGCGAGCUUAACCACAGUAUCAGAGGCUAGUCACAGUUUCCUUUGCAUUUCUUUGCCCGAUGUUUUCCAUUCCCUAACUAAGACAGAGUCAGAGUAUUAGGUUUCUGUAUAAAGUUAGUCUAUUUGUAAAUCAGUCCAGUGUUGGUUUUGUGUUUUGUAUUUAUUACUUCAGAUAGUAUGACAUAGCUGAUAUAGUUGAUAUGGUAGCUUAUUUAAUGCGUUGACAGCAUUUAUAUCAAGCAGGAUUAUCUUGAUACAGGGUCGUAUAGUUUGAAUGAGUUUAUGAACUAUGUUGCUGGAGCCUAAUGCUGUAACUCCAGGCAAAAUUUUCUUUUGAAUGUCCAGGGAGAAUGGUGUGCUUGUGCCUGCCUUAUACAUGAAAGACUUUUUAGCCAAAAAGAAAGGGGGAAAGAAACAGAUCUGCCCAGUGACUUGCUUAACAGAUGGUUGUUAUAGCACAUAAAAAUAGUUUCAGAAUUCUGUAACUACUGGGACAUAAGGUAGCUCAAUGGAGACAUCACAUUUGACAUACUUACACCUGUAUAUAGCCAACAUGACAGAGAAGAAGCCUGAAAAAUAAAAAAUAAAAAUAAAGUGUCAUUCUUUAAAGA
Messenger RNA from Clupea harengus (Atlantic herring), 3477 nucleotides. It is a transcript of the gene tshr, whose product is annotated as thyroid stimulating hormone receptor. Gene Ontology annotation, cellular component: plasma membrane. Gene Ontology annotation, molecular function: thyroid-stimulating hormone receptor activity; G protein-coupled peptide receptor activity. Gene Ontology annotation, biological process: hormone-mediated signaling pathway; activation of adenylate cyclase activity; adenylate cyclase-activating G protein-coupled receptor signaling pathway. Lineage: Eukaryota; Metazoa; Chordata; Actinopteri; Clupeiformes; Clupeidae. The record is from RefSeq and is a predicted model, not a curated record.